Chelonoidis abingdonii (Abingdon island giant tortoise) is the source of this 5619-nucleotide messenger RNA. The record is from RefSeq and is a predicted model, not a curated record. Lineage: Eukaryota; Metazoa; Chordata; Testudines; Testudinidae.
CCGCCCAGUUGCCCUAGUGACUGUGGCCUGUCCCCUUCUCCCAGCUGCUGUAUAAAUAGAGGUGCCGAGCAGCAGAGAGCUCCUGGCAGCCACCAUGCAGGGACUCAGGCUGCUGUGCUGCUGCGUGGCGUCUCUCCUGCUCCUCGGGGCUGCAGAAUUGCAAGUUUCUGCCUCGGGGGGCACUGAAGAUGUUGCCAAUUUUGUUGAGAAUCACUUAUCAGCUGGAGACCAGAGCCUAGAGGGGAACGAAGGGGUACUUUGCCCAAACUCUGUACCUCCAGAGAAGACUGUUCUCCUCCAGCCUGCAGACAGCAAUGAGGCAGCAGCCCAGGAAAGGAGCGGAAUGCCACAUGACUGUGGUUCCAAGACAGGUGCUGAUAUAAAUAUCCCUGUUGAUGGCUUGAACAAUGACAGCCAAGAGGAGGACAAUGACAUGAACAUUGCUAAUGCUUUUUCAUCGGUUUCAGAACAUGAUGCUGCCACAGGCAGCAAUGCUGAUGGAAGCGAGAUUGUGGCGAGAGAGACGGAGCCAGCAGAAGGGACUCCUCUCCCAGGGGAAGACAUGGAAGAGCUGCUGGCCAAAGAACAGCCCGGAGGCAGCAGGAGUGAAGCUGCAAAGGAGAGCAAGGAGGAGAAGGAGCUCCAUGUGGCAGGGGUAGAAAUCAGGCUGGAAGAGGCUGGGAGGAAAGAGGACAGGCAAAACUCUCCUCCUGCCACAGCAGGGAGUUUUGAAGAGAGCACCCACCUCCCUGCAGAAGAGAGGCAGGUUUUCCAGCAUGGUACAAAGGCUCUGGCUAGAGAGGAGGUAGCAGCAGCAGAGCGCCACUCAGGGCCUGACGAUGGGAAAGAUGCUGCCAACAAGGAAAGCGAAGUCGGUGAGGCCUCCCAGAGGAGCAUGCCGCCUUCGCCAGCCAACGGGGAAUCGCCUCCUCAGGGAGAUGCACAUAGGGCUGAACCUGUUCUAGCAGAGCCAGGAACUCUUGAGGAAGAGGGGACACAGCUGGAAGAAGGCUCUAAAGAAGACAAGAGCCGUAUUCCACAUGCUAACCAAGGUGCCGAAUCUCACAUGCAAGGUGGGAAUCAUGCAAACAAGCAAGACAAAGAAGUCUCUGCCUCAGAGACCAGUCAUGUCUCUGGGGACCCUCUUGGGGGCAAUGGACUAGCUGCAAAAGAGAAGGAACCUGAUUCAGGCAACAGAACUGGUGACAGUCCUGUGGGAGAGACCACCACUGAUGGCCAGGCAGCGGAAAGGGACCGAGAGGAACCAAGCACUGCCUCUGCUGAGGCAGUAGGAGAAAACCCUAACUUGGAAGCAGAGGAGUCUGAAGAAAGUUCAGAGGAAGAGGAUGAUGACCAGGAAGAGUCUGAGGAAGAGAGUGAUGACUCAGCAGAGGAAGAGAGUGAUGACUCGGCAGAGGAAGAGAAAGAGGCGGCUGGCUUGGCAGAGGAAAAGGGUGGUGAUCCGACAGAGACAGAGGAAGAGAGGGCUGGCCCAGCAGAGGAAGAGGAAGAGGGGACUGGCCUCGUAGAGGGGGCUGACCUGGCAGAAGAAGAGAGUGGUCAUCUGGCAGAGGCAGAGGGUGGUGAUGAGGCAGAGGGGGCUGGCCUGGCAGAGGAAGAGGGUGGUGAUCCGGCAGAGGCAGAGCCUGAAGAAGUCAUUGCCCCAGAUGUCCGAGUGGCUGCUAGUGACAUGGAAGACCACGGCCAUGUCAAAGAGGAAGAGAUCAGUGGAGUGGAAGCUAAGUCUGAUUCUGCAGGCCAGAAGAAUGCACCCCACAGAGACAUGGAGCAGGACAAAGCUCACUCUCACAAGAGUAACCCAGCUGUAGCAGGAAGCCUUUCCAUGGAUGCGCAGUUAGUGGCAGAGACAGAGAGCCCACCAGGCAACAACCGUCUUCCUGCUGCUGCUGUGCCUGACCCCAGACAAAUAGAAGAGACAGAAGAUGUUGGGGAGACUGCCAAGAGGGACCGGUCCCAUAUAGAGAGCACCCUUAAACUGGGUGAGGCUAAACCUGCAGACGACUACUCAGCAACACUGCAGCGGUUGAGGAAGAUCUAUCACUCCUCCAUCAAACCCCUGGAGCAGUCCUACAGAUACAACGAGCUCAGGCAACAUGAGAUCACAGCUUACCAUGGACGUACCUUGGGCUCCUCAGCCACAGAUGGGGAGAUUACAUCCAAGCCAAUGGUGCUGUUCUUGGGACCAUGGAGCGUUGGCAAAUCCACCAUGAUAAACUACCUCCUAGGACUGGACGACACACCCUACCAGCUGUACACAGGGGCCGAACCCACCACCUCUGAGUUCACGGUCAUCAUGCACGGCCCAAAGCUGAAGACCAUCGAGGGCAUCGUGAUGGCUGCUGACAGUGCACGCUCCUUUUCGCCCCUCGAAAAGUUUGGGCAGAACUUCCUGGAGAAGCUGAUUGGGAUAGAGGUGCCUCAUAAGCUUUUAGAGCGGGUCACCUUUGUAGACACACCGGGCAUCAUUGAAAACCGCAAGCAACAGGAACGAGGUUACCCAUUCAAUGAUGUGUGCCAGUGGUUCAUCGACAGAGCUGACCUCAUCUUUGUUGUCUUUGACCCUACAAAGCUGGAUGUGGGGCUGGAGCUGGAGAUGCUGUUUCGCCAGCUGAAGGGCCGAGAGUCUCAGAUAAGAAUAAUUUUGAACAAAGCGGACAGUCUCGCCACCCAGGAGCUUAUGAGAGUCUACGGCGCCUUGUUCUGGAGCUUGGCUCCUCUGAUCAAUGUCACUGAACCUCCCAGGGUCUAUGUCAGUUCCUUCUGGCCCCCAGAGUAUCACCCUGAAACCCACAAGGAUCUGUUCCUUAAAGAAGAGAUCUCUCUCCUGGAAGACCUUAACCAGGUGAUUGAAAACAGGCUGGAGAAUAAGAUUGCCUUCAUCCGCCAACAUGCCAUCCGGGUUCGCAUCCACGCCCUCCUGGUCGACCGCUAUCUGCAAACCUACAAGGACAAAAUGACCUUCUUCAGUGAUGGGGAGCUGGUAUUCAAGGACAUUGUGGAAGACCCUGACAAGUUCUACAUCUUCAAGUCCAUCCUGGCAAAGACCAAUGUCAGCAAGUUUGAUCUCCCCAACCGCGAGGCUUAUAAGGACUUCUUUGGCAUCAAUCCCAUCAGCAGCUUCAAGCUGCUAGCUCAGCAGUGCUCCUACAUGGGAGGAUGUUACCUGGAGAAGAUCGAAAGGGCCAUUACUCAUGAGCUUCCUGAUCUCUUAGGGAGUAUUGGCUUGGGGAAGAAGCCCAGUGUUCUCUCCUGUGACACAACUGGCUGUGGUGAAACCCCAAGGAACCGCUAUAGGAAACCAUAACAUGCUAUGUACUAACAUAACCAUUCAUGUGUUCCUAUUGGUGAAUGAGCUUAUGUCUUAUCUGUCCAAGAAGCCAUGGUUUAUUAACCCUUUGAGUGCCACACUGGCAAGAGCUACUGUACAAGGAGGACUUUGAGUCAUUGACAUUAAUGGCAGGGAAAGUGGGGUGGGCAUAGAAAAGAGAAUAAAGAACUGUGAAUUCCUGACAUUUUAUCUUUGUUAUUUGAAAUAGAAAGCAAUGUUUAAGCUGUAAGUAAAAGCAACAAAUGGUGACCUAAAGCUUUAGCUGCUUUUUCAUUGGUACUGAAGUUCAUGAGUGUGGAACAAGAAGUUCAGCCUUUGCAUACACUAAGCAGGCGGGGAGUAGGAAACGCAGACUCUGGAAUGAUAACCUGGAGGAAGGCUCCAACGCCUUGACCUGGAGAACUGGAGAGGGUCACCCCUGGGGAGAGAGAGAUCCAGCAGAGUACAUGUCAGCUUUUGGUGGCUGUAUAUAGGUACAAGGACCACAGAAAUGCCUAUAAAUAAAUAAUAAUCUGUUUUUUUCUUUUCAAGACUUGUAGGCCAUCAGGUUCAGUUCUUUUUGAGCUCCAUUUGGAUGACAGUUGAGCUGUAACUCAGAAUCUUUAGCAUUCACCCAGGUAUUAGCCCUCUCCUAUCCCCAGGGGUAGGGAAAGAAAGACCCCAUGUCUGUGUUUAGACUGGAUUCAGUCCAAUCUCUGGGAACAUCUGGCAUUGUUAGCACCAAAUGCAUGUCCCAGGUGGGACUUGGAAGUCUGGCUCAUAAAGAGAAAUGGACUGGAGCUGAAAGAGCAAAGGCACUUAGGUUACAUUUGAGAGACAGUGGCUGUAACUCAAGAAAGCUCAGAAGAAAGCAUUUGAAAGCAUCAGUCUGUCCCUGUGCCUCAGAAGAGGCAGGGAGCUUAGUGUAUGCAUUUGCUGUUAGCGUCACGCAGUUGUUGGCAAGUCAAGCACAAACCUUAGUAGGGCUCAGAGGGUUAAUCGAUUUGCAUUUUGACCUUGUUUUUGCCAGUGUUGCAUGUUUUCUCCGAGUCAGAUCCCUGCGUUGUUGUGCAGUUUGGAGGAAGACAGGAAUACCCUCCAUUUCACAGCUGUUGCCUGUUUUCUCUUCCAAUCUUUUUGCUGUAGGUUAGGAAGUCGAAGGUGUCUGGGCCCUAUCUUAUUUGGGCUGAGCCAAGCAGUCAUAUUUAUUUGUUGGUGUUGCCAUGUUGUUCACUUGCCCCAACACACCAACAGCCAAAAUUGUGAGUUGCAGGAAAUGAUGCCAUUGGAACCAGUGCCAGCCUCUCUGUGGACAUAGUUCAUUGCAGAUGGCAACUAAAGAACAGAGAAAGUAUGGGAGCCCUCUUCACUAAGCAAGCAUUGUUUGGUUGCAAUAACCUAGCAUGGCUGGUGGUUGAGCUAAGCAUUAACUGAAGAAGAAGGUGGAUGUUGCCCUGAACGGUGAAUGGUGUUCGAGACCUGUUAAAUAGCCUUUCUUCAUUUCUCCCUGUCAAAUGGACCAGAGCUGAGGCUGGUCUUCAGAGAACCUUCUGAGCAGAAGUACUCACUGUAACAUACCUGUGGGCCUUAUCUGCCCGAGGUCAAGAAUUUAAUGAAAUGCCAAGCAAAGCAAGACAAAGAUAGAAAGACAAAAGGAAAUAAGAAAGCCAUAUGUUGGCUUUUUAAAGAAGAAAUUUGAGCAGAUGAGAAAGUGGAAGGUGCUGACCAGAGCCUGUUGGGAGCAUGGCAUUGGGUCUGAAAGGAAGCACAUCUCUGAUCCACAUCUGUGAAUAGAGAUGGAGCUGUGGCUACAGAAGAAUCAAACAUAUCUAGCACUGGUCUGGGAUUCAGCUUCCUUGGUGCCAAAACCUUGAGUUUAAAAUAAACGGUCUUUUAAAGCAAUCCGGGUUAGUUCUAGUGGGCAUUGUUUCAUGGGUGCUUGACUUGGUCCAAAUGUGUCACCCUGGAGGACACAGCCGAUGGGUAAUGAGUCUCCAAAGGCUGGGUGCCGGAGAAGAAACAAGUAUAUCAAUGAGUACUCCAAGAGGGCAGGUUACAUGCCAAGGGAUUUUGUGCACAGCACUGAAAGGAACAGGGGCAGCUAAUGAAGGCAAGAAGAGGUGUCAGAGAAACUGGCAUCUGAAAUAGCACAAAGAGAAGUGACAUGCUGGUGAGUCAAUACUGAGUGAGGUCUCAGACUGCCUUGGAGCUGCUUCUUCCAUUCACUUCUGUUCUUCUCCUCUCUUUCUUUUAUGUUACCCCAUUCCUCCUCAUCAUCCUUCUUUGUCUUG